Messenger RNA from Trichoplusia ni (cabbage looper), 1889 nucleotides. RefSeq names its product BTB/POZ domain-containing protein 10 (gene mri). Gene Ontology annotation, biological process: positive regulation of phosphorylation. The transcript has 4 exons. Gene Ontology annotation, molecular function: protein binding. Lineage: Eukaryota; Metazoa; Arthropoda; Insecta; Lepidoptera; Noctuidae. Gene Ontology annotation, cellular component: cytoplasm. The record is from RefSeq and is a predicted model, not a curated record. Bases 176 to 1321 code for a protein of 381 amino acids.
UUGUAUUUGACAAUCAUUCCAAGUACUGUCAAACUUAUUACGUUGACGUUUUUGUGAAAAUCCUUUCUUUAUUAUUGUAAUAAAAUUAAAAACGGCCUCCAGUAACGGGUCGCCGUCGCGUGGACAAAGGAGCGUCGACCGUGAUGUGAGGGCUCGCGGGGACGAGCACGCGCCUAUGUCAGACUCCCAGACUCAGGGCCCAGAGGCCAUGACAGAAAGACGUCCCUUCUUUUACCCUGAUAGUAGUAGUGAUACGGAGGAGUACAGGAGGGACGAGGAGCGUCGCAAGCGGUUGUCGAAGCGAACUGGUCCGAAUAUCCGAGGGCGACCAAAUAUGCCGCCGAAAAACUUGUCAGCUAAUACCCCGACGCCUUCGACGUCGACUGCCCAGGAGCCGCCCAGGAAUGGACAGAAGAGCCAGAACCAGCUCGGCGAGGACCGGAUAACCCUUGUGGUGGAUAAUACGCGGUUCGUGGUGGACCCAGCGCAGUUCACAGCACACCCUAACACUAUGUUGGGAAGGAUGUUCAGUUCAGGUCUCGAAUUCACCCAUCCGAACGAGCGCGGUGAAUACGAGGUGGCUGAAGGCAUAUCGGCGACAGUCUUCCGGGCUAUCCUUGAGUACUACAGGCUGGGCAGCAUCCGGUGCCCCCCCACGGUCUCCGUGCAGGAGCUGAGGGAGGCCUGCGACUAUCUACUGGUCCCGUUCGAUGCUAACACUGUUCGAUGUCAGAACCUUCGCGGCCUACUCCACGAGCUAUCAAACGAGGGCGCUCGGCGUCAAUUCGAAUCAUUCCUCGAGCGUCUGAUCCUCCCCCUCAUGGUGGAGUCAGCCCAGAGGGGGGACAGGGAGUGUCACGUCGUAGUCCUGCUGGACGACGACUCUGUGGAGUGGGAUGAGCAGUAUCCACCUCAAAUGGGAGAUGAGUACUCCCAGACCGUGUUGUCCACACCCCUGUACAGAUUCUUCAAAUAUAUUGAGAACAGGGACGUGGCAAAACAAGUGAUGAAAGAACGCGGCCUCAAAAAGAUCCGCCUCGGGGUCGAAGGCUAUCCAACAUACAAAGAGAAGGUCCGAAAGAGGCCAGGGGGCCGGGCAGAGGUCAUCUACAACUACGUGCAACGUCCUUUCAUACACAUGUCCUGGGAGAAAGAAGAGGCGAAAAGCAGGCAUGUCGACUUUCAAUGCUUCAAGUCGAAGUCCGUCACGAAUUUAGCCGAAGCCACAGCUGAUCCUGUCAUUGAGCUGGAUGCUAAUAGAGUGAGGGAUGAGGAGAAUCCCGAAGUGGUUCAAGAGCCCGAAGUGGAAGAGGCACAGUGAUCGGAACCCCGCUCGUCGAGAGCGGUCGCCAAGAUACUAUCUGGUAUGUUCUGCUGGUAAGUUUUGAGUGGCGUUUUGUUUCAGUGGUAUUUGAUGGCUGUUGAUGGUUUCUGGGGUUGAGAUUUUGGUUGGUGGGUUUAUGGUGGGGUACGAUUUUAGGUGAUGAAGAGCAUUCUUUGGAAAAGAGUCCGAAGAUUGCUAGUUUAAACCUCUAUUUUACUGUAUGGCAUAUUUUCAGUGAUUAAAAGUAACCUUUUUAUAAGGCCAGCCUUUUGAUAGGUGACCAACAAAGUGCAAGAAGCAAAAUUUGCUUGUUCAAAGUAGUCCUAUUUUCUACUCAUUUAAUACCCAGCAAACUACAGGACAACGGUAAAAGAAAGAAUCGCGAGGAAAUUUCAAUUCUAAUUGGUCUUUGAAAUCGCUACCCCUCAUUGAACCAGCACUAUGUUCACGCAUAGUAGCUAUGGGAUAGUUUCACCAUCAAAAUAGUGUCAAUUUACCACUAAAAGUGCCACCCAAAUAAGAGAAAAGGUUCUAUAGUGUCGGAAAGUGUUAAGCUGGUGCCAGG